Endocarpon pusillum Z07020 is the source of this 1575-nucleotide messenger RNA. RefSeq lists its product as uncharacterized. NCBI's taxonomy places the organism in Eukaryota, Fungi, Ascomycota, Eurotiomycetes, Verrucariales, Verrucariaceae. Gene Ontology annotation, biological process: protein phosphorylation. The record is from RefSeq and is a predicted model, not a curated record. Bases 1 to 1575 code for a protein of 524 amino acids. The transcript is spliced from 4 exons. Gene Ontology annotation, molecular function: protein kinase activity; ATP binding.
AUGUCCUCGCCCGCGACUCUUCUCCGUCCUCCAAUUCCUGGUGCGAGGAGUCAGAGUGGUUCGAGGACGCCUCGCUUGACGCUCGGAAUACCGCCCUCACCGAGCGGCAAGCCUGUUGCGGGUGAAGGACAACCACCAGUGCCUGAAUUGCCUCAGAUCCGACCUUCGUCACGCCCUACAGCUCCGAAACUGUCAUUAGCUACCCAUGGGGGUUCAGGUGUUCCGCAAGAACCACGACCGUCCUCACGUCCUACCGCUCCCAAAUUGUCACUGGCAACUCCCAUGGGAAGCUAUGGUGCUCCGCAAGAAAUUGGGUCCAAUCUAAGACCACAAGUACAACCGUUGAACAUUUCUGCAGUAACAGGAUCGAGCGAUGCAAGCAAUCAUUCAAGAUCGGGCAGUUUCACAGUGGGCGAUGGCCGAGCAAGUAGACCUGAAUCCGCAUCGUCUUCGACGUAUUCAGCGCUAUCCUUUGCAAUGGGCUUGAGACAGGGCCAGAUGGGUACACCAGAUCCAUCUUCAGCUAUCAGCUCAGUCUACUCAGAGGCUGGAGGAGGCACAUCAAUGGAGCGGGAGGGGAGCAUGAACGGGUUGCUGGUCGACCUGGAGCAACUGAGCAUCGAAAAGGGACGGCCAUUGGACGUGGAUGAUCUGGACGAUGAAGGUUGGCGUGCCGCAAGCGAGCAGGACAAAAUCAUGGAGCUUGGCAGUCUUGGAGAAGGUGCGGGUGGUGCGGUCACUAGAUGCAUUCUCAAGGGUGGGAAAACGGUAUUCGCAUUGAAGAUAAUUACAACCGACCCAAACCCAGAUGUGAAGAAACAGAUACUUCGAGAGCUGAAUUUCAACAAAAACUGCGCCUCGGCCCAUAUAUGCCAGUACUAUGGUGCAUUCAUGGAUAAGUCAUCCAGCACGAUUUCGAUAGCUAUGGAAUUCUGCGAAGGCGGCAGUCUCGAUAGUGUUUACAAAGAGGUCAAGAAGUUGGGAGGCAGGACCGGCGAAAAGGUCUUGGGCAAGGUUGCGGAGGGUGUUCUACACGGUCUGACAUACCUGAAUAGCCGCAAAAUUAUCCAUAGAGACAUCAAGCCUUCGAAUAUUCUCCUAUGCCGAGAUGGUCAAGUCAAACUCUGCGACUUCGGGGUCAGCGGUGAGUUUGGCACGAAAGGCGACGCCAACACCUUUAUCGGAACAUCGUACUACAUGGCACCAGAGAGGAUACAGGGCCAGUCGUACACCAUCACUUCCGACGUCUGGUCGCUAGGUGUCACUCUGCUCGAAGUUGCACAGCACCGAUUCCCGUUCCCUGCCGAUGGUACCGAGCGGCAGCCAAGAGCCGGUCUGAUCGAUCUGCUCACCUACAUCGUUCGCCAACCGAUCCCAAAGUUGAAGGAUGAACCCGAUCAUGGCAUCAAAUGGAGCGAGAGCUUCAAAUAUUUCAUCGAGUGCUGUCUGGAAAAGGAGCCUCCCCGUCGAGCAACACCAUGGCGGAUGCUGGAACAUCCGUGGAUGGUCGAAAUGAAGAGCAAGAAGGUCUCCAUGUCGACAUUCCUGCGCCAAGUAUGGGACUGGAAAGACUGA